GCACGAGUGUUAUUAUACUUUGCACUUGGUCUCGAACUGAGUCGCAUUUCCUGACGCACGUCGCGCAAUAAAAACUGUUGAUCUCUGUAGCAGAAAGGUUAUGUAACGACAUUUAAAAAGCUCAGAGCUCGCAGAUAUAUUCACAAUUCACUACAAACCACUGACAAGAGCACACCGUGAUUUGCAUUCUCGCAAAAAGGGCCAAGCACUUUUUCAUAUUUCCAUUACCCUCAAUAUCUUUACAUUGAGUUUGGUUGGAAAAAGUGAAGGCCCAUCUCCCAUACUCUUCAACAUUGAAGGGCAUUGUUUAACUGAAGACGUCAACUCUAUUUGCAGGGCACUACAAACUGUAAAAGAAUGAAACCAUCACAGGCUCGUAUGCUUGCUCUGCGUUUGACUGUACCUCAGAAUGCAUCAGCCGCUCAACAGUCCUCUCAGUUUGACAAAUUAGUGUUCCCAACUGCGUUCCUGUUGGCCGGAAUCGGAGUCGGCGUAUCCUCCUUCAGCCUGAAGCAGCUGUUGGAGAAGCCUAGGCAUCGCUAAAGUCAGAGACCAUCAAUACCAGCAGGAAGAUGAGGAUAGGAGGUCCAGUUU
Nicrophorus vespilloides is the source of this 594-nucleotide messenger RNA. RefSeq lists its product as uncharacterized. The record is from RefSeq and is a predicted model, not a curated record. Lineage: Eukaryota; Metazoa; Arthropoda; Insecta; Coleoptera; Silphidae. Bases 358 to 543 code for a protein of 61 amino acids. The transcript has 2 exons.